Molecule: messenger RNA, 1179 nt
Organism: Chanos chanos (milkfish)
Lineage: Eukaryota; Metazoa; Chordata; Actinopteri; Gonorynchiformes; Chanidae
Gene: xxylt1
Product: xyloside xylosyltransferase 1
Exons: 4
Coding region: 1-1179 (392 amino acids)
Biological process (GO): protein O-linked glycosylation via N-acetylgalactosamine
Cellular component (GO): endoplasmic reticulum membrane
Molecular function (GO): xylosyl alpha-1,3-xylosyltransferase activity
Source: RefSeq, a predicted model, not a curated record
AUGACGAUCUUGCGAGCAUUAUCAACAGCUAUUGGCAGGAUCAGUACCUUCAGGUCCUAUCAGAUCGUGUUGCUCCUCGCAGCAGCCUUGGCUGUUGUUGCAUUUUAUUAUUUUGGCUCAGAAAACCAGAACUUCUCCAGCACCACAAAGCGCAUCAAACAGGCUAGUCACAACGCCAACCGUAAUGACGCAGACCUGUCUUUGGACACGAGAUCAUUCCAUCAGGAGGAAAAAACAGGCGCUGAGCUGGAUGAACUGAAAAAGACAAAUGACAAGGAAUCGGGAAGUAAGCAGUACCACGCUCUAAUGAUGUUCACCAAGAUUGACAGAAGUAGAAGUCUGCAGAACAAGUUCCAGGUGGCCAUGCGCUCCAUGGUCAAACACGGUCGCUUCCAAGAGGACGAGAUAUUGGUUCUGCACUUCGUGAGCGACCAGCCCAGUCAGGAGCUGGGUGAGCAGAUGUUACCUGAACUGCUUCUAGACGUAAGCUUUCAGUAUGAGGUGGUGUUUCAUGAUGUAGCUGUCCUGACGGAGAAGCUGUUCCCCAUCGUGGAGGCCAUGCAGAAACACUUCAGCGCUGGCUCAGGGGCCUACUACAGCGACGCCAUCUUCUUCUUGUCUGUGGCCAUGCAUCGAAUCAUGCCCGCGGAGAUGAAACACGUUGUGCAGUUAGACCUGGACCUGAAGUACAGGACCAACAUCAGAGACCUCUUCCAGGAGUUUAACCGCUUCUCUGCCAAAGCGGUUAUUGGCAUCGCCUAUGAGAUGCAACCAGUUUACAGGCAUACAUUCUGGCAGUACCGUAAAGAGAAUCCCAAGUCCCCCGUGGGCGACCCACCUCCGGAGGGCCGGCCGGGCUUUAACAGCGGAGUGAUGUUGUUGGAUCUUGAGGCGAUGCAGCGUUCCACCCUCUACAACCAGCUCCUCGAGCCCGAUCAGGUGGCUCGUCUUGCCGAAAAGUACCACUUCCGGGGUCACCUUGGCGACCAGGACUUCUUCACCAUGAUCGGCAUGGAACACCCAGAACUGUUUCAUAUCCUGGGCUGUGGCUGGAACCGGCAGCUCUGUACCUGGUGGAGAGAACACGGCUACGGCGACGUGUUCCAGCUAUACUAUCGCUGUGAUGGGCCUGUGUAUAUUUACCAUGGCAACUGUAACACUCCCAUUCCCAAUGACUGA